Messenger RNA from Anolis sagrei ordinatus, 1556 nucleotides. Lineage: Eukaryota; Metazoa; Chordata; Lepidosauria; Squamata; Anolidae. The record is from RefSeq and is a predicted model, not a curated record.
UGUUUGAACAUAAAACAGAAUUUUCUAUAAAGGACAUAUUGUCUCUAAGAAAUUGUGGUUUUGGUUGUUAUUCAGGAAACACUUUUUCUGUGCAAAACUAAUUUGUCAAUUUUGUACAGAAUAGAUCUCAAACUGUGAAUUGUUCUCCUCAAAGCGCCUGAAACUUGAAGACACUUAAAAAAACAAACCAUUUUCAUAUAUUUCUGAACGCUUCAAAAUAGGGGGUUGGAAAGUGGUGCAUAGGAAAGGAGAUGUCUAGUCAGAGAAUCUAAGUGAUAUGAAAUAAUAUUAACAUUCUCUUUCUCCAGGUUCAUUUCGGUUCAUCUGAUAAGUCUUCACACAAUGCAUGUCCUGCAGAUCUGUGCAGUGCUUCUUUCUUUUGUCAGUCUCCUGUUGCUCCUCAUUUCUCUGGGCUCGAACAACUGGGUGGAACUAAUUGGUUCCAACUUUGGCCUGUGGAAUCUCUGCAACUCUCUUGGGUGUUUUAAACUUUCGUCAGGAUCAAGUUCAUUUGAGGCUACCCGGGCUUUCAUGUUGCUUGGCAUGAUCGCCGGUGCUGUCUCUUUCUUUGGACUUUGUUUCACCUUUUAUAAGUCCCGUCUUGGCUCCAUCUCCCUGGCCAAGGUGUCAGCGAUUAUCAGCUUUGCAGCAGGUGCUUGUGCUUUGAUUGCCAUGUCUGUCUUCACAGCUGCCACAACUGUAAAUGGUACAUCUUCUUGGUAUGGAUGGUCAUUUGGCUUGGGCUGGGCCUCCUUUCCUUUCUUCCUUCUAACUGGUGGUGUUGCAUUUGCAUUACAAAGUGUGACAACAGAAUGAACAUGCAGAAAAAUCUGUGCUUCCUUUCAAGAUCAUGACUUUUGGAGUUAGACAAGUACAAUGGAGCACAGACACAGCAUGUAAGCUGAACUUGGAGCAAGCCAUUAUUUAUAGAAGGCAACCCGGUGUAAAAACAAAUGCUGAAUGGAUUUGGACUUUGAUGGAAGAGAUCUGGUUCUGCUGUCAUCUCCACCCUUUUCUCUUCUCCAUCAUACACAUACAUACCUGUAUUUUGGGAAGGAAUUCUUUUUUUGUAACUAGUUAAUUGCUAGCUUCUGAAUCAGACCUUGGUGUAAUUCUUUUCACAAAGUUUGUUUUGAAAUUUUGCAAAUACAAUGAUUAGGAGAUUUUGUGUGAUCUGUCUUUUUACAACACUUAUGUCAGAGGAAAAGGUGUUUUGCAUCAAAAUGAGUACUUGGCCACGGUAGUCCACGCUCUAGUAACAUCCCGUAUAGACUACUGCAACGCUCUCUACGUGGGGUUGCCUCUGAAGACUGCUCGGAAGCUUCAAAUGGUCCAACGAUCGGCAGCCAGGUUGCUAACAGGAGCGGCACUCAGGGAGCAUACCACUCCUCUGUUGCGCCAGCUCCACUGGCUGCCAAUUUGCUACCGGGCACAAUUCAAAGUGCUGGCUUUAGCCUUUAAAGCCCUAAACGGUUCUGGCCCGACCUACCUGUCCGAACGCAUCUCCUCCUAUGAACCAGUUAGGACAUUAAGAUCAUCUGGGGAGGCCCUGCUCU